UCACCAUGGAAAGGCACACAAACUCUUGUCGACGUUUGAGCAGACAACUCUAUCUUCAUGCCCCAUCCAGUUGACUGUAGAAGAAGAAAAAAGAAGUAAAGAAACUCUGUUUAUUAUUAUUAUGUGCACCAGACCAAAGCGAAGAACGAAGAAGAAAACAAAGGCAAGGCCAAGCAAAAAGCAGAGAAUGAUGGGAGAAGCCCACGUGAAUCGAGCACUCCCUCGCAUAUAAGAUAAACGGCAUCGAAUGUAACACGUCUUCCAUUAUGAAUGUCCCUGCCGUCCGCCCAGGUACCAUAUAGAUACGACGCACGAUUUGGCGCGUCGGAUCUCCCACCAAAUUCUCGAGCAACUCCCUCUUGCUCCCUGACUCCGAUCAACUCUUUCUCUUUCUCCUCUAAUGAGUUCGAUCUCUGAUACCAUCAUGCGAGCUAUGGAAAACUCCGGCGGCCGUCCGUCGUCCGAGACGUUGAAGUUGGCCGCCGGGGAGGCACGCUUCCAUUUUCAGAGGCUCUGCUUCCUCCUCCUGUCUCCCUACCAUUUUGCCCGCACCUUCCGCCACCUCCAAUCCCUAUCCUUCGAGCAAAAGACCGUGAUGAUCGGGCGCACGCUGUUGGGGUUGCUUCGGAAACUCGCCUCAUGGUCCGAGUUCGAGCCGCCAGUGCAGACCGCCGGUGGAGGUGGGGGUGGUGCUGGCUGUGGUUUGCGCGAUUUCGACGCGGGGAUUUUGCUGUUGCUCAUAUUCGAAGUUUUCGAACAAGACGAGGAGAGCGACUUGGAGGGUGGCCGGAAGCUGACGUCUCCGGCGGACUGGCAGGGGAGGUUGAGGGAGCACUGCGCGCCUAACGUGCUUAGCCUCGGUGGGUUCGGGUUGGAUUAUUGGUCGGUUCUGCGGUGGUACGUGGACGUGGUGGGGAGGUACGAGAGGGUUUGGAGGGCGAGUAUCGGGCUGUUAGGCAACGGUGGCGGUGGAGAGAAGGCGGUGCGAUCGGCUCCGGCGUCGGUGGCGACGGUGGUCUCGUUGGAGGAGGUGGCGGUGGUGGAGGAGGGGGAGGAGUGCGUCGUGUGCUGGGAGGAGAUGGGAGGGUGGGCCGGCGGUGGGUGCCGGCUGGCCUGUGGGCACGUCUUUCACGUCGGCUGCAUCGUCGGGUGGCUCAAGAAGGCCAGCACGUGCCCCGUGUGUAGGUUCGAGCUGCCCACCGACGACGUCGCCCUUGAGAUCGACAGGCUUCGCCGGGUUCUUGCCGACAGGAGCCGCCAUACAUGCUUGUCCUAGCAAAAUCUCUCUCUCUCUCUCUACAUUAUAAUCCGAUACAUAAUGAUAUAGAAUAAGAAAUGGUGUUAAUCAUGGUAUAGUCAUGUUUUGCAUGUCUGAGACAUAAAGUUGGUUGUUUUCUUGACAGAAAUUAACAUGAUGUAAGUUGUUAACUAACAAUUUUCUCUAUCUUCUUAGAGUGCC
Nymphaea colorata (pocket water lily) is the source of this 1459-nucleotide messenger RNA. Its product is annotated as E3 ubiquitin-protein ligase SGR9, amyloplastic-like. Lineage: Eukaryota; Viridiplantae; Streptophyta; Magnoliopsida; Nymphaeales; Nymphaeaceae. The record is from RefSeq and is a predicted model, not a curated record. The coding region runs from base 401 to 1276 and encodes 291 amino acids. The transcript has a single exon.